AUGAUGGAGGUUUCCGAGGAGCACUACGAUACGCCGUGGGAAUUCUUGGCGAGACCCAAUUCGGUGCGAUUAUCGACGGCUGAUGUGAGAUUGUCGCACGCCGAUCAGACGUCGCUAUCGCCGCAAGGAUCGCCAUCGCUUUGCUCAUCGUCCUCAUUUGUGCAACAAUUAGUGAAUAUUGGAAAUUCGGCAGUUGACGCGCGAAGGCGUCAGAAUCGCGAGGAGAGCCGACGGCGAAGAGAGAGUUGCGAUGAUAAUAUUUUGGAGACGAAUGUGGAUCGAGUGGAGGCUGAGAAGAGGCUUGAAUCGCGGCCGCUUGGCGAUUAUCUGCUAAGGUCUCGAGGCGAAGGAAGCGCCGCGUUGUCAUUAAAGGCGACGAAAGGAGUGGUGCAUAUCAAAAUUGAGAAGAAUGGUGAUCGAUGGGUGAUAGAGGAAAACAAUAUUUUGCAGGAGAAGGUCCUUGCUUUCGCUCAAUAA
Messenger RNA from Caenorhabditis bovis, 477 nucleotides. NCBI's taxonomy places the organism in Eukaryota, Metazoa, Nematoda, Chromadorea, Rhabditida, Rhabditidae. The record is from the annotation of a GenBank genome assembly.